UGAGGGCUGAGUGGAUGAGAACGAUCCGGAGAGAUGACUUCAACCCUACCAAAAACACCCGGGUCUGUAGUAGGCAUUUUAAUGCAACAGAUAUCAUUGUGACUGCCAGUGGGUUGAGAAGGUUACAAAAGGGAACGUUUCCUGUUCUCUUUGAAUGGAAUGGAUACGAACGACCUGUACCCAGACCCAGUGUUUGGGAUCGGCGUCCGCGGCCAGACAUGGAUAUCCCGGAUUCAGGAUCUGACUCCGAGAUGGAAGUUGUGACAGUGGCACCUGCUCACGAUUACUGUGUGAUUCCAGAAACAGGGGAGAGGGCAAGUGUGUUGACUGAAGAGAACGAAGCCUUGCGUCUUCAGAUCAGAGAGUUGCAACACCAGGUCGAGGUGCUACAGCUACGGCAGCGUUUUGGGAUAGAGCGUCUGGUAGGAUCAGACGCGGACAUUCGUUUCUACACCAGGUUUGCGUCCCACUCGCAUUUCAUGGCAUUUUGGAGAUUGGUGGAGCCUGCCGUGAACAGCAAGAUGGUGAGGAUUACCAGCGCCAAAACGACGGCAUCUGCCAGCAGCAGCAACACAGUCUCUCACCAAACAACGAAACUUCCACCUAUUGACGAGCUGCUGCUCUUCCUGAUGCAUCUCUCAGCCGGGUUACUUCUCAGGGACCUUGCAGAGAGGUUCUGUAUCCACCGCAGCACUGCCAGUCGGAUUGUGUCCACUUGGACACACUUCCUGUACUUCCUGCUGGGAAGCCAGCGUCUGUGGAUCCCAUCUGAAGUUGUCAGAGCUCACCUACCACCUGAGUUUUCUGCGUUUGCUGACACACAGGUGGUGCUUGAUUGCACAGAGAUCUCCUGCCAAACGCCCUCUUCUCUUCUCCUGCAGAGUGAAGUGUUUUCCAGCUACAAGUCGCACACAACAUUCAAGGCAAUGAUUGGCAUGGCUCCCCAUGGUGCCAUUACGUUUGUGUCAGGGCUGUAUGCGGGAUCCAUGAGUGAUCGGGAGAUCUUCAAACGUUCUGGAAUUGCGAAGCUGCUGCAGCCAGACAUGGCAAUCAUGGUGGACAAAGGCUUCUUGGUUGACAACCUUGCUGGGUGUAAGGUGUACCGACCUGCUUUUCUCUCUCGCAAAAAGCAAAUGAGUAGAGAGGAUGUUAGGCAGACGCAGUCAAUUGCACGUCUAAGAGUGCAUGUGCAGAGGUGCAUAAGGAGGAUCAAAGAGAACAAACUCUUUGAUAAGGAAAUACCUCUCUGUAUGUGGGAACAUUGAGGAGUUGUUCAGUGUGGCCUGCUUCCUGGUCAAUUACCAGAAUGGGCCGCUAGUAAAGGCGUGGGCAAGUCAACAGUAAAUUAAAGAUGUGUCUUGACCCUU
Messenger RNA from Gadus morhua (Atlantic cod), 1367 nucleotides. RefSeq lists its product as uncharacterized. The coding region runs from base 15 to 1265 and encodes 416 amino acids. The record is from RefSeq and is a predicted model, not a curated record. The transcript is spliced from 2 exons. Lineage: Eukaryota; Metazoa; Chordata; Actinopteri; Gadiformes; Gadidae.